Messenger RNA from Megalobrama amblycephala (Wuchang bream), 5709 nucleotides. RefSeq names its product zinc finger protein 592 (gene znf592). The transcript is spliced from 9 exons. Lineage: Eukaryota; Metazoa; Chordata; Actinopteri; Cypriniformes; Xenocyprididae. The coding region runs from base 959 to 4597 and encodes 1212 amino acids. The record is from RefSeq and is a predicted model, not a curated record.
UUAUUGUAGUUUGAGAAGACAUGUGACUGCUUUUUGCGCAUCAUAGGGGUGUUUUGCAUGUUCCAAAGUGUCUGUCCAAAAAUGCUGUCUAUGUAGGCAGCUCACAAGGAUUUGAGUCACAUCCCGUGUGCGUCGUUGAGCGCGGUUCUCAAGCACACAGGAAGGGGAGAGAGCUGUUAGCUAGCAGACAGCGGGCAACUGUAAACAACUCACUUUUAUAAACCUCACAAAUCAAACAUACCUUACGCUGACUUGCUCAUCCAUUUGCAUGGCAUUUAAAAUGUUGCUUUAAAUGCGUGUAUGGCUGUAGACCCGCAGACUGUUGCAUUAUUACCGCAGGUUUGCGUUAUUUACAGAGCUGGGAUGCAAGCAGCUAGAGAAGCGCGUACCCGAAUGCACAGCUAAAGCUUCUGUCAACACGAACCGCUUUGCUUUCUUCAUUUCUCUCUUCUGUCUUAACAAUAAACACGGUUGAAAUGACAGGUCAUGUGUUAGGGAAUUAAAUAGUACCAAUCUGACUAUAAGCGUUGGUUUAAACGGUUUGUUAGCUUGUCGAAGGUUUGUUUUCUCAGUUAGCAUAUACGCUAAAGCUAACUCUAACAUCGUACAAAAAGCCUAUAACUCGAUCAUUUUUAUUAUUAUUAUUGACGUAGCGUCUGUAAAAGGUGCUCUAUCGGUCUAAAUGAAAUUCUAAUUUAUGCGAGGGUGACAUUUUAACUGUAUUAAGCUGGAUUUGAAAGAAAAACAGGAGUGUGGUUAUGUCAAAUACUGUAGUAUGAUGUUAAAAUGCUUAGAAAGGAGUCAAAGUUUCACUAAACAAGGCUUUGAGCUGGCUGGACCAAUACUAUGGAAGUUCCUGGAAGUGUCAGUGCAAUGCAGAUGAAGGUCCAAAGCAACAAAACUAAUGGACACCAACAGCCGAGAUGAAUUAACCAAAUGGUUUUGAAAGCCUUCAAUCAUGGGUGAUAUGAAGACCCCUGAUUUUGAUGAUCUCUUGGCUGCCUUUGACAUCCCUGAUGCAACCAGUCUGGAUGCCAAAGAGGCCAUUCAUGGGAAUCAAGAUGAGGGAGAGGGACACCUGAAGCACUCAGAGAUGUGUAUGGAUGCCACGGUUUUGAUCCCUCACCCAGUGCCUACAACUGAUGUCCCUGUUGUCAGUGUUAUAGUAAAGAACACCAGCCGCCAGAACUCCUAUGAAAAUCUUGUGGAGAAGGAAAGCUCUCAUUUGGGGCAGCUUUUACAAAAUGGGUUCAAAACUUCUGCAGGCUCACUGGAGACGCAUCCCUCUAGCUAUCCAAUGCUGGAUAGCUCUUCUGUCAAUGGGGACUGUUCAAGACAUUCCUUGGAAAAGAUUCCCAUCCUCUACAAGACUGAAAAAGUUCCCACUCCAUCAGCGCCUAUGCCUCAGUUUAGCCCAAUAUCUAGCCCGGAAUCUGAAGACAUUCAAAGCAAUGGAAUCAAUGACCGUCCAAAAUCUGCAGAGACCUCGUACUUCCCGUCUGAUUCACUCUUUACAUCUUCGGCUCUUCCUGUUUUAGACAGUCAUGGAAAUCCAGAUGCAUCAGACAAAUGCAAUGAAAGACAGCCUGGUUCAAAAGGUGUGGAUGAUCUUGAGUGUGAUGGCUCAUCAAAAAAUUAUGAUUCUGCGACUAAGAGGGACUGCAUCCAAGAUUGUGGAACAAAUGCAUAUCCAACCCCCGAGACGACUGUUCCUUCUUCCAGUCCAUGCGUCAAAGAUCAUACCUCCAGAUUGUCUUCUUGUCUUGAUGCAUUAGCAGCCCUAAAUGCUAAAAAGGAUCCUGGUGGGCAAACUAAUUCAAGGGACUUUUCAGUUACCCCGAAAGAGACAAUGAAAAUUAGUCCAAAAAUACCCAUUUCGCCAAGGAGCCCAAGAAGUCCUCUGGAAGUGGUGAAACGUUACGUGAAACAGCCUGACAGCCCAAUGAGUAUAUGUAGUGACAGCAGUGGUAAAGCAUCUCCAGCUGUCGCUACUGGCUCGCCUCCAGCCAUCCCACGAGUCAGAAUAAAGACAAUCAAAACCUCAUCUGGAGAAAUCAAACGCACCGUCACGAGCAUAUUGCCAGACUCUGAGACCGAAGAUCUCACGUCACCAUUUGGGUCUUCGCCAUCUCAGUCCUCAGUUGAAGAUGCCUUCUCGAAAACGUUGCCUAUGUAUCGUUCAAAUGAUAACAUUUCGGAGGUCAUUUUUGAAGAUGGAAAUCAGGAAGCCUCGAAGACUGCUUUAUUGGGGGGCAAAUCCAGCACGAAAUCGGUGAGGAGCUCAAAGAAACCUCAAACCCCAAAUAACAGUCAUAACCUAAAGACAACGCAAGGGGGGAACAAGCAAAGGAAGGCUUCUUCUGCUCAGAUGGGUUCUUCUGCUAAUACAAACUACCUUCCGAAGGCAUUACACUUGGCAAACCUAAAUCUAGUCCCGCAUAGCGUGGCUGCCUCGGUUACAGCAAGGUCUUCCACUAACAGACAGGAGCCCUCUCACUUGUCAUCAUCAAUGGUGUGCAGUUCUGUACCAUUGGUGCAUCAAGUUAAAAAAGUCUCCCCAAACACACGAGCUGUUGUCCCUAAUACUGCAGCUGGAACCUUAAACAGACUGUUGAAUUACUCAAACCCAGUGCCAACAUAUGUUCCUGACCUGAGCCCACCACCAGGCACCAAUAUCAAGCUCCCACCGCAAGGCUAUUGCUGCCUAGAAUGCGGAGACUCAUUCGGGCUGGAAAAGAGCCUUGCUUACCAUUACAGCCGGAGGAGUGUGCAUAUUGAAGUUGCAUGCACGCACUGCUCCAAAACAUUGGUGUUUUUCAACAAAUGCGCUCUCCUGGCACAUGCUCGCGAACACAAGAACAAAGGCAUGGUGAUGCAGUGCACUCAGUUGUUUAUGAAGCCCAUUGCUGUUGACCAGAUGUUGGCACCCACCAAACCUAAGCAGUCCGUGAAUCAGAUACCUUACGGGAACAAAACCACAGAGUCAUCCAAAGGCCAAGCAGUCUUGCCACUUUAUACCGACAAAGUUAUUAGACAUGGAUUCAAAUGUCUGGACUGUAAUAAACAGAUGUCAGACUACACAGCACUUGCAGGUCACUAUCAGAGGUCAUCGGAGGCUGAAGGUCUGAUAUGCAAGGUUUGCUCAAUGCUGCUACCCAACAAGUGCAGCUACAGGGCCCAUCAACGCAUUCACACACACAAAUCCCCUUACUGCUGUCCUGAAUGUGGGGCACUCAGUCGCUCGGCGGACAUCCAGAAGCAUGUGAAAGAGAAUUGUCUCCACUAUGCCCGUAAAAUUGGGUUCUCGUGUCUGCAUUGUGAAAUGCUUUUCAUGUCACUGUCCCUCUUGAAGAGUCACAUUGAGGAGAAGCAUUGCGAGGUCUUCUAUAAGUGCACUAUCUGUCCUGUAGCCUUCAAAUCUUCUGAUGGAUGCCUGAUGCAUGUUAAAAACAAGCAUGGAGGCAGUGAACCCAGCCAUCAGGUGAUCUACAAAUGUUCCUGUGAAACAGUCUUUAAGAGGAAGCAGCUGUUGUAUCAACAUUUUCAUCAUCGAAUUUGUGUGUUCAAGUGUCCAGAGUGCACUUCAUUCUUCCCAGAGAAACUACUUUUCAUGCAACAUUUCAAGGCUAAUCAUUGGAGCAUUUUCAGAGUUGAAGCAGAAAAAAGCCCCAAAAAGACAGAGACAGUAUCAUUCUCUGAUAAAAUGUCACCACCAAACCUUCAACAAAGGUUGACCAAACCAGUUAAUGAGGCCGGCAUGAAGGGAAGAGAGAGUUCUGCUGCACGGAAGUCAAGUGCUGGAGUUAGUAUGAAGAAUGCUGGUUGGACCUGUGGAGAAUGCCUCGUGUGGGUCCCUGACAGGGAGACCUAUGUCAAUCACGUGAAGACCAGCCAUGGCAGGUCUUUAAAGAGGCAUCCUUGUCGACUAUGUGAAAGGUCCUUCAAUUCAUCCUUGAGUCUUAAACGACACAUUCGCAGUGACCACGAUGGGAAAAAGAAAGUUUACACAUGCUGGUACUGCACAAAUGAGAGGAUAUCCUUCACUAAACACUCAAUGCUAAAGAACCACAUCAGCUUGAUGCAUGGAAUCAAGAACCCAGAUUUCAGCCAGAUGGCAAAGCUAGCAUCUCAGGAGGUGGGCAAACCCACAGGCCAGAGGCCGAAAAGAAGAGCAGAGGAGGCUCAUGGAGUAGCAGGAAAUGGGGAAACAUCAUACAACACCCCUGCCAAGCGGCCUAAGCCACUUUAUCGCUGCGCCAAAUGUGGCUUUACCUCUGAAAACCAGGCCCAGUUUCAGAAACACAUACCUCAACAUAGAACCGACAGCGACACACCCCAGUGCCAACACUGCGGCCUUUGUUUCACAUCUCAGCUAGCACUCAGCAGACACCUCUUCAUUGUACAUAAGGUCAAAGAACCAGAGGAGCGUGAGGAGACGGGGAAAGGACGAGAAAACUCAACAGACUUGAGCGAUGAAACUGGACCUCUUUCGCCAAAAAAGACCGCGGAGGACCAAUGCAAACUCCACACUGAGCCCACAGACAGCAACAACACACAGGCAUCAGAAACAAGUGGAUUUGAGGAAGAAAACGCCUGAAUAGAAGAAAGGACUCCAGUGGAAAGCUGCUAAUCAACAUAAUUGCAAGCAUGUGAUUGCUGAAUAUGCAGCUGAUAAAUGUGGUACUGCAAACAUGUUGCCUUACAGUGAAAUACUAUAUCUCAUCAUGUCGCAUAUAUCACAUAUAUGAAAUAAUGUUUAAAACAGUCUCUCAUUUGCAUUAUUUGGAUUAACUUAAAGGGACAGUUCACCCAAAAAUGAAAACUUUGUCAUCGUUUAUUCAUCCUCAUGUUGUUUCAAACAUGUAUGAGUUUCUUUCUUCUGCUGAACACAAAAGAAGAUAUUUUGAAGUAACCAAACAUAGUAGGGGGGAAAAAAAUACUAUGGAAGUGAAUGGCUAUUGUCAACCAACAUUCUUCAAAAUCUUUUGUGUUCAUCAUAAGAAAAAAACUCAUACAUGUUUGGAACAACUUUAAGAUGAGUAAAUGAUGACAGAAUUUAAAUUUUUGGGUAAACUAUCCCUUUAACUGUUACAUUCAUGCAAUUAAUUGUCACUUUUUACUGCUUACUUGUUCAUCCUAUGUAUGUGGAUAAUCAUAAUUUAUUUUUGUGUAAUUGCAAAAGCAUCAUGUCAGUGUGUUUCAGUGUUUCUCUAAAGAGCAAUUGUAUGUUUUUGUUUAUGUACCACGUCAAAUCUGUCUUUGGUACAUUACAAUGCAGGUAAUAUUAUGUAUGUUACAUAUUGUAGCCAUAAGUGGGACAGUCAUUUUGGCUGUUUUCAGGGUCACCAAAAAUGCAGAAGAAUUUAGCCCCUUUGUUGGUCAAUCUUAUGCUGUGAUGGUCUUGAAGGAAGGGCAUGUCUGAUGAUGUUUAUUUUAUAUUUAUUAGGUAGCGUACUUGUAUCACAAAGCUAAACAUCUGUAACAGUAUUUGCUACUAUGGAGAUUACAUUAUUCUGAAAGGUAUUCACUUAAACCCAGGUAUCUGCACUCAGAGAAAAUAUAUUUUCAUAUUCAUUCCAUGUAGAUUACUAGUUUCAAUUACAUUUAUAUUCAAUGAGCCAUUCUUACAAUCAAAUUUAGCACUUUUGUAAAUGCUUGUAUGGAAAAAAAAAGAGAAGAAUUUACAUAUUAAAGACAUCAGAGACUCAA